GACGUCUUGGGAGGCAUCGGUUCGGCGAAGCGAAGUACUCCCGGAGACGAACGGUUUGCGCGAGCACAAGCGGCGGUGGUCCACGAGAUUGGUUGGACACUGGGACAAGUACGACGACGGGGCGAAGCAUCAUUCGGAGAGAUUAGCAGAUUUUCUCCGCUGUGUGCCGUGGUGGCCCGGCCGUCGAAAACCCUCCAAACGCUGGAGACGGCGCUACAUGCUGCUGAGAUUCCGACUGUGCAAGAGGAACCCUCAGCUCAAGCGGAGCUGCAGGCUCCUGUUUCUGACCGGGGCCUCAGAUGA
Klebsormidium nitens is the source of this 303-nucleotide messenger RNA. The record is from the annotation of a GenBank genome assembly. NCBI's taxonomy places the organism in Eukaryota, Viridiplantae, Streptophyta, Klebsormidiophyceae, Klebsormidiales, Klebsormidiaceae.